Perkinsus marinus ATCC 50983 is the source of this 426-nucleotide messenger RNA. RefSeq lists its product as hypothetical. Lineage: Eukaryota; Perkinsozoa; Perkinsida; Perkinsidae. The record is from RefSeq and is a predicted model, not a curated record. Bases 1 to 426 code for a protein of 141 amino acids. The transcript is spliced from 2 exons.
AUGGCUCACGAAAGCCGACACUGCCUUGAUGAAUUCAUCGAUGUUCUCAAGCGUAGUUUCAGUACUCCUGAGGAAGCCUAUCAGUACUUCUCUGACGGUGCCAUUGGGUUCAGCAGGGAGAUGUUCGCUCUCCGAUUGAAGACGUUGGACGAUGCCGGGUAUGUCAAUAACAACAAGGAUAUUCUAUGGAGCGCGAUUUGCCGAGAGGCGGGUAUAGACCCAUCCGGGCUUAUGGACUCGGUACGAUGGGCGAGGGUUGUGCUGAAUACACCAACGCUACCAUGUCGAAGACUCGGCAGAGCUGUGAAAUACGUAGCGGCGUCGGUCCUCACUGAGGCAGCCCUCGAGUGCACUAGGGCGGUGGCACAGGAAGCCAUGGAGGGGUUGGAGAUGGCCAGUGUGUCACCUAACGAGAUGCCAAGGUGA